Molecule: messenger RNA, 2975 nt
Organism: Physeter macrocephalus (sperm whale)
Lineage: Eukaryota; Metazoa; Chordata; Mammalia; Artiodactyla; Physeteridae
Gene: TMEM187
Product: transmembrane protein 187
Cellular component (GO): transport vesicle
Source: RefSeq, a predicted model, not a curated record
AAGCUGGGAAGAACUCUGAGAGUCCUGUAGCAAGUGUCACAGCACCUCAGGGGUACGGAGGAGCUAGGCCAUAAGGCACCCAGCCUGGCCUUCCUGGUGGACUUGGGAAGUUUGUCGGAUUACACGUCGCUUUCAGCUUGCGCAAGGGCUCAGUAGCCUCUGCCCAGCAGCUGGAGAGGAGUCACUUUCCACGCCCUUCCUGGGCCUCCUUGUCUAUCGAGCUUGACAGCGUUGGACUCCGGUCCCCAGCUCUCCUCCAUGCUGGCUGGCAGACAAGAGGGAAAAAGGCAGAACGAUCCUCCACUGGUGCCAACCAAUCAGCAGAACCCUCGCCUUCCUCUGGGCCACCACCUCCACUCGGGGCAAGGUCGCAGCAUCUGCGUCGGAAAUCACGGGGACUUCUUCCUGCUGGCUCAGCUGGGAGGCCGGGGAGUGUUUUGCAAAAAAACUGUUUAUCUGAAUUCUGAAAUAACAGUGGAGACGGCUGCCCUCUUAAGCUCGCCGACCCGGGUCACACAUAGGGUUCCAGAUGAAGCCCGAGUCGGGGCAGGCCCUCUUCCACGUGGCCCUGGUGAGCUGCCUCUGCGCGGCCACCGUCCACACGGCUGUUUUCGCAGGUGUCUCUGUCCAAGUGGGCUACGGGCACUGCGCCGGUUCGCCAGCCUCCCUGCCUUCUGCCGUGCCCUUCGCCUCGCUCGUUAACGUGGCCUACGUGCUCCUGGGGAUGUACUGGCUGCAGAGCAAGGCCAGCGCCCCGGGGGGCCCCACAGAGGCACGGAAGGCUUGCCACCUGAAGGACGUCUUUGCGGGCACGGCCCUGGUCUCCGGCCCGGUUCAGUGGCUGCGCAUUGCCGUGCUGGACCAGUGGCUCACCUUGCCCAUCUUUGCGUGGCCGGUGGCCUGGUGCCUCUGCCUGGACGGGGGCCGGAAGCCCUGGCUGUUCCUGGCUGUCGAGGGCCUCUCCCUGUGCAGUUACAGCCUGGCCCUGCUGCACCCCCCUGGGUUUGAGGUGGCGCUGGGCGUACACGUCGCAGCAGCGGUGGGGCAGGCCCCGCGCGCUCAGGGGCGCCACGGCAGCGCUUCCUCGGGAACGUACUUGGCUCUGGGCGUGCUCUCCUGCCUGGGCUUUGUGGUCCUCAAGCUGUGUGACCACGAGCUCUCGCGGUGGCAUCUCUUCCAGCGGCUCAUGGGCCGCUGCUGGUCCAAAGUCUGCGAUGUGCUCCAGUUGCACUUUGCCUUCUUGUUCCUGACCAACUUAAACACCUGCCGAAGAUGCCCUCCUGCGGAGAAGAUGCGUUAAAGUGUGGAAGGAAGGUGCUUCCGGCCGCUGACCUACCUUAACAUCCAAGUGCGCUCUCCGCUGGCAUCCUGUCAUCAGGGUUCAGUGUCCUGGGUGCAGCAAGAUAGGAUGAUGACAGAAGACUGCCCCUUCCCUCGAACUUACGGGCUUCAAUACUCUUGAGUAUGAACAUUCAACAUUAUGAAAUGUUAUGCUCUCUGCAACUUACUUUCAAAGGGUUAAAGCAAAUAUCUAAGGGCCGGGAUGUGGGGUUCCAUUUCACUAUUCUUGUAAUUUUUCUGUAGUUUGAAAUUUUUCAAAAUAAAAUGUUGGGGGGAAAGGACCCCAAGAAAUCCAUCAGACUCACGGUUGGACAAAGAAUGUGGGAUACAAGCAUGCGCUGGCGACAGUGGGGCAGGGUCGCUUCUGGCUGGCGCUGGGGUUACCGGUGAGCGUCCCCAGAGGUGUCUGGCUGCAGGGAGCCCGAGUCAUAGUAAACACACACGCCUAGCAGACCGGUGGGGAGAUCCGAAGUCCAGAGCCCUAACUCACUGCGACAUCUGUGACUGCCCAGCUGACAGCAGGUCACAUGGAAGUCACGUCACCUCAGAUCCCCUGUGGAACAAGGCAGGGUGCGUCUAGAUGAAGAAACACCCACAAAUGUCAAAAGUGGAAUCCUCAAUAGAAUGUUGCUUGCUGGGCCUUCCCUCAGAGCCGGGGUAUAGCUUAGAUGUCCUCGGCAGCUAGGGUUACUGAAGUGUCAAGUGUCUGUCACCCACGGAGAAACCCGGGUCCUUAGGAACCACGACCCCCUGAUGGCAUCUCAGCGUAGGGCCAUGGAGUUGGCAUCUUUCAACCCCAAAGCGUGCUCCUCAUGCAGGUGAUGAUGUUUGAACAAGAGAGCCCCGCCGGGUGGGGGGACACCGAGGCCCAAGAGGUGCUGAGGAUUCUGCCUCUGGGUUGCCCUUUAGAGACCAUCUCCCUGGGCAUUCUUUCUCCCGCUCGUUAACGUGUUCUUUAGACACCUGUUUCAUUCCCCGUCACCUGAAAGCCAUCUGGUCUUUAAAGACAAAGGUGAGGGCAGGAGGGAGAGGAUGUCCUGUCCCCGCCGAGUGGCGUCUCAGGACGGGCAGCCCACGUGCAUCUGUUCAGCGUCCCCUGAGGCCCCUCUCCCUCUUGCCAUGACUACCAAGGUGCUUUUGAAACCGGGUACCUGGGCAGGAUGUUCUGUUCUGGGCACAUCUCCGGUGGGUGGCAGGUCUCAACCAAGUUGUUACCUGAAGAACCCUGUCGGUGAGCAUUGCCCCUGCUCCUCCCCUGAGGACUGGGGCCCGAGGCGGGGCCUGCCGGCUGAAGAGCAGGGCCAGCAUUUGCUUCGGGAAGCAGCUUUGUUCCACUCCAGCUGUCUCGAAGGCUUUGCAUGUCCUAGAAGAGGAAAAAGGCUACGGGCAUCUCCUCGAAGAGGCCAGAGCGGGGGAGGGGAAAGAUGUGAUUUCUCGGGUGGCUCAGUUAGAGACGGAGGUGGGAGUGUGGCGGGUCUGAUGGGGGGUGGGCCUCUCUCUUAGUCGCUGUUUCCUUCCUUGACAGAGUGGGUCCCCUGAGAACUGGGGCUUUGCAUAGCCUCGUUCAUUCCAUACCUUUGAGCCGCAAGCACCCAUAACUUAUUUUGUUGUUUUUAUUUUAUUUUAUUUUUACC